Molecule: messenger RNA, 3622 nt
Organism: Pseudophryne corroboree (corroboree frog)
Lineage: Eukaryota; Metazoa; Chordata; Amphibia; Anura; Myobatrachidae
Product: gastrula zinc finger protein XlCGF57.1-like
Exons: 7
Coding region: 712-2595 (627 amino acids)
Biological process (GO): regulation of transcription by RNA polymerase II
Molecular function (GO): DNA-binding transcription factor activity; RNA polymerase II cis-regulatory region sequence-specific DNA binding
Source: RefSeq, a predicted model, not a curated record
UAGAUGGGAGAUUGGGUGCGAUAAAACAAUUAAAUCGCCCCUAUUACUAAAAGUUAAAUUUUUUUGUCCAGAAUUGGGUUGGGGGUGCAGAAAGGAAGCAUGAAGUGUGUAAAAUUGGGUUAGUAAUAAGAAUAAUGUUGGUGGAUAAGGAGUGUGUGACUGGAAGGAGGAUCAUGAGGUGGCUUUAGAAUGUAACCCUAGCAGAACAGGGUGUGUACAGAUAAAGAGAUAUACUUUGAGAUGUAAGGACACAGGCUUUCUCUUUGCAAGGAUCCACAUUGUAAUCAGCUGCUGUUCAACUUUUAAACCGUGCAUAGGAGCCCGUUUAAUCAUUAUCACCAUCGGGAGCACCUGCAUGACAGCUCCAGUUCCCGUGGCCACAGCCGACUACGUAACCUGGGGAAGCGCAAGCAGCGGGUGCCGCUCCUUCUCAGCCCGGCGCAGACCGGUAAACUCCGGAUCACCAGCUACACAGCCUCCUGUCUGCAAAGUGCGGAGGUACCGGAGGUAGCGUGGACCACUUGGAACGGCUUGUUGGGGCUCCCUGCACGGCGCAGCAUCAAUCAUACCCGCUGAGGCUCUGGUGUAUGUCCCUGACGGAUCGGUGAGACGACACCAGGGAGUAAGGAUAGAACAGGCUCCUGCCCAGCGGAGGGAGCAUCUUAUAUCAGUCAUCCCACCAGGAUCAGAGUCCAUUACCCGGUCUACAGGAUGGACAGUGACAGGAGUCACAUGACUGAGAGGAUACUAAACCUCACCCUGGAGGUCAUCUACCUGUUGACCGGAGAGGAUUAUGUACCAUUGAAGAAGUACAGUGAAUGUGAAAGACCCAGCAGCAGCCGUCCCUAUGUGUCAGGAGGACUGAGCAGGACCCAGAUCCCAAUCGCUGAGCCUCCACCUCACUCACUGAUCCUUGAGAGAGACAAUGAGCAGAAGAUCCUGGAACUCGCCAACAAGAUCAUUCAGCUGCUGACUGGAGAGGUUCCUCUAAGGUGUCAGGAUGUCACUGUCUAUCUCUCCAUGGAGGAGUGGGAGUAUUUAGAGGGACACAAGGAUCUGUACAAGGACGUCAUGAUGGAGAAUCACCGCCCACUCACAUCACUGGAUAAAUCCAGCCAUAUUGGCUCACCAGGGAGAUGCACCAGCCCUCUCUCCGCAGCGCUUUGUAAGCAGGACACUGAUCUCUCUGUACAGAAGAAAGACCUAAACACUGUAACAGCAGAAAUUGGAUUACAGCCUGAAGACGAGGUGAUGAAGGUUAAAGAGGAGGAGAUUGCUGUAGAUAUGGGUAAAGCUGCUGAAAACAGUAGAAACACCGCAGGGAUGUAUCAUGUUCAAUCUACAAAGUGUGAAAUGAAGGGUGCUGAUACACACUAUUUCUUGGGAAAAUACCCAGAUGUCCCAAACACACUUCCAAGUUCUGAGGCAUCAACUAAUAGAUCAGUACACUCAAUUUCUCUGAACAACCCAGAGAACGGUGCACAUGGGACAGUCGGCACUGAAAACUUUAUUUGCAGCGAGUGUGGAGGCAAAUUUCCCACCAAGCCUCAGCUUAAGUCACACCAGAAGAUUCACACAGGAGGGAAGCCUUUUGUCUGCUCUGAAUGCGGGAAAGGCUUUACCCGCAAUACAAGUCUCGUAGCACACAAGAGAAUUCACACAGGAGAGAAACCAUAUUCAUGUACAGACUGUGGAAAGCGUUUUAUAUCCAACUCUCAGCUUUUUACACACACAAAAUAUCACAGAGGGGAGAAACCUCAUGUGUGUUUAGAUUGUGGGAAACGGUUCAUUAGCAAUGGGUUGCUUGUUAUACAUCAGAGAUCCCACACAGGAGAGAGGCCGUUUGUCUGUCAGGAUUGUGGGAAAGCCUUUGCCCAUAAUGGCAUUCGCCGAGAACACAUGCGAAUUCACUCGGGUGAAAAACCAUUUGAAUGCAAAGAGUGUGGGAAACGGUUCACGAGUAAUUCCCAUCUGGGCAAGCAUCAGAAAAACCACAGAGGUGAGAAACCACACGCGUGUCCCGACUGUGGGAAGAGGUUCAUCUGUAAUUCCUUUCUCAUAAUACACUACAGGAGUCACACUGGCGAGAAACCGUUUGUUUGUAAUGAGUGUGGAAAAUGCUUUGCCAAAAAAGGAAGCCUCGUCACACAUCAGAGAAUUCACACCGGGGAAAACCUCUUGGUCUGUGCCGAUUGUGGGAAAGGCUUUGCCCAUGCCUCAGUUCUACUAGCUCAUCGGCGGAUUCACACCGGAGAAAAGCCUUUUGCUUGUCCUGAGUGCGGGAAGCGAUUCAUCCGAAAAUGCCAACUGGUCGUACACAAGAAAUAUCACACGGGGGAGGAGCCUUAUGCCUGUUCUGUAUGCGAGAAAAGCUUCAUGGGUAAGCAAAAUCUUGUUACUCAUCAGAGAACUCACACCGGAGAGAAGAUGUUCAUGUGUUCCGAGUGUGGCAAAGGCUUCACCAGUAACUCAAAGCUUGUUAUCCACCAGCGAACUCACACGGGAGAGAAACCAUUUAUGUGCUCAGAGUGCCGGAAGGGCUUUAUCAGUAACUCUGUCCUGAUUGUACAUAAGAAACGUCAUGAGGAAAAAUAAUUAUUAUGCACUGUUGUGUAGAGGAGCUGAGCGCAGAUUUGCCGAUGGCGGAAAUGUCUUUUUAAAAAUCGGAUACUUUACAUCGGUGCUUUUUAAACGGGGAGCUUUCUGAUAAGGUUUGUUUCCCAGAAUAGUAUUGACCUAAAUAGGUUUGAAGAGAUGGGGAAUGGGAGUAGGGAGAUCAGUGAGCUGAAUUGAGGAAUGCAAACCAUAGAUACCUAUGAUAUGUGCCGCAGUUGGUCACCUCUUACCAUAUCACAUUGGCGAGCAGGCGGCACUAGUGCAAAGUACAGCAAUGCAUUGUUGUCUUUUAGAAGAGUGUAUAGCAGCAACCUGUUAAUAGCAGAGGUUUUUCAUAUUUAAGUACUUAGAUGUUCAGAUAUCUAUCUAAAUUUGUAUUGCGUGUUUAUUUAGAGCCCAUGUCUUGUAUGGGUGGUGUAUAAUGAGCUGGUAAGUGGGAUCAGGAUCACGGUGUAUUCCAGUUACCAUAAGGUGUAAUGUGUAUCUGUACACAUCUCAGUCAUGCAGUUCUGUUUCAUAAAGGUGGGAUCAGGUUCUUCAAGUAAUAUUGUGCACCUGUAUUCAGUAUAUUUUUCCUGUUAUAUAAUGUGAUCCUAUUUCUUCCAUUCCUUGCCUUUAUUAUUAUGAUUAUUAUUAGUAGCUGUAAAAUUGGCCAAAUUUUGUCAUAAAUAAAUAUUCUUAGCAGAGUCAGAGCUGGUGCUAUAAUCGGGAUGCACUGGGGAUGUGCAUAGUGUAGGGUGAGAACGUGAGGGACAGCUCUGCUUGUGAGAGCUCAUAUGGUAUCCGGAUCCCGGCAGUCAAAAUACUGAUGCCGGAAUCCAGACACUGACAUCCCGAAUAGGUCACAUUCCUGACCGCCGGGAUCCUGAAGGACCAUCUCCUGGCCCGUCUAACAGGUAAGCCGCCGGAUAGGUGUGUGGGAAGGUUAGGUUUAGCCUGUGGGGUUAGGGUUAGGCUGUGGGGCAGGUGGUUAGCUUUCGGGUGGGCGUGGGGUGGUUUAGGCAUG